Trichomonas vaginalis G3 is the source of this 998-nucleotide messenger RNA. Its product is annotated as ribonuclease H-like family. The annotation marks the transcript as partial. The transcript has a single exon. NCBI's taxonomy places the organism in Eukaryota, Parabasalia, Trichomonadida, Trichomonadidae. The record is from RefSeq and is a predicted model, not a curated record.
AUGAGAGCGAGAUACAAGAUCAGGGUUCCAUCAAUCCCGGAAACUCGCUGGCUCUACAUAUAUGAUACUCUGUUUUUCAUCUUUGAUAAUCUGGAAACAAUUAAUACUGCUUUAAGAAGUGGAGAUCUUCCACUAUCCCUUUCCAGAGCUACACGUGAACAGUUACAAUGGACACGUGAUGGAAUUCCUCCACUCUUUAAAGAUGCUUUAAUGAUAUUCAAGCCAUUAAAGCAACUUCAAUUAUGGCUGGAAUCCAACAAGUCCAUGGGUGCUUAUGCAUUCCUGAUGAUACAACAGUGCCAAGGGAUGUUGGAUGAAAUGGCAGGAAGAUUAACGCCAGAUGGUGAAGAGAUUCUCCGAUCAAUCACUACAAUAUUCAAAAAUGAUAUGAAAGAAUAUGGUAGAAUUGAUUUGCUUCGGUUUGCUUUCGGCUUUACACCGUUAGCAAGGAAGAUCAUCAGAGACAAGAAGGGUUUUGGAGGAAAGACAAGCUAUCCACCUAUAAUGCAGUUGAAAGAUGUGCAAGUCCCAACGAUUCCUUCCCUGAGGAUCAUCAAUCGCGAGAUCACAUUUGAGAAACUCGGCGAAAUCCUUGAAGAAGAACGAACAGAACGUGUUGACGAGGUAGCCGAGCAUGAUGAAGAGAUCCAGCAAGCAGAAGAGGAACAAAUGCUUAACGACGAUCAUGCAGCCGAAACAAAUGCCGAUGGUUCGAGGAAUUCCUUGGUCUGGGAUGUUGUAGAUGAAGAGAUAAAAGAUCUAUACACAUUCAUGAUAACAAUCCUCAGACAAAGAGCAAUUGCCGAAUCAACAGUUGAUCCAACGAUCAAUAAAGACGAUAGAGCCAAGGAAUUGAGUGAUGCUUACGAUUUCUUCAUAGAGCAAGAUGAUUCCCAUCUUAUAAAUGGUCAUCAUCUUGCUCAAAAUGAUGGCAAGUUUUGGUACAUGAAUGGCAUAAAGCAACUAAAAGCAAUAAGACCAAUUGGAAAAAGGAUGAU